AUCAGAUGCUUCUCCGAGAAAUCUCCGAGUGUUGAGUCAAGUUGCGUUUCAGCUACGGAUAUGGCGACGAAGCUUCAGCAGCAGCUGAGGGAAGUCGGAUCCAAGCUCGAAAACCCUCCGACUUCGAAGGAUGUUCUAAUUAAGCUCUUGAAGCAAGCUGCAAAUUGUCUUUCUGAGUUGGAUCAAUCACCAUUGCCGCCAAUGUUGGAGUCGAUGCAGCCUUGUCUUAAUGCCAUAGGGAAGCCUGAACUGCUGAAGCAUCAAGAUAGAGAUGUCAAACUUCUAGUGGCAACCUGUAUUUGUGAGAUUACCCGAAUUACUGCACCAGAGGCUCCAUACAGUGAUGAUGUUCUAAGGGAUAUCUUCCACUUGAUUGUUGGUACCUUUGGUGGAUUACGUGACAUUAGUGGUCCAGCAUUUGGGAGGAUAGUUGUCAUAUUGGAGACUCUUGCGAGAUAUCGGUCAUGCAUUGUGAUGUUGGAUCUUGAAUGUGAUGACUUAGUGAAUGAAAUGUUCAAUACAUUUUUUGCUGUAGCCAGUGAUGACCAUUCAGAAAGUGUAAUAACAUCAAUGCAGACAAUCAUGGUACUUCUGAUAGAAGAGAGUGAGGAUGUUCAAGAGAAUCUGUUACUUGUUUUGUUGUCUGUUUUAGGCCGGGGAAAAAGUGAUGUUUCUAUGGCUGCACGGAGGCUUGCUAUGAAUGUUAUAGAACAUUGUGCAGGAAAACUUGAACCUGGCAUAAAGCAGUUUCUCAUAUCAUCAAUGUCAGGAGAUAAGAGUUCUUUGAGUAGUCAACUUGACUAUCAUGAAGUUAUCUAUGAUCUUUAUCGCUGUGCUCCUCAGAUCCUCUCUGGAAUCAUCCCAUACCUUACAGGAGAACUAUUGACAGAUCAAGCUGAUAUUCGUCUCAAGGCAGUCAGGUUACUUGGAGACCUGUUUGCUCUUCCAGUUUCUGUUAUCACUGAAGCAUUUCAGCCACUCUUUUCUGAAUUUCUUAAAAGGUUGACUGAUAGAGUGAUAGAGAUUCGCAUGUCUGUUAUUGAAUACGUUAAGAGCUGUUUGCUGUCAGAUCCUUUCAGACCUGAAGCUCAUCAAAUCGUAGCUGCCCUCUCUGACCGGCUGUUAGAUUAUGAUGAAAAUGUUCGGAAACAAGUUGUUGCCACAGUUUGUGAUGUGGCGUGUCAUUCCUUGAAAUCUAUUCCAGUUGAAACUACAAGACUUGUUGCAGAUCGCCUUUGGGACACAUCUCUUCUUGUUAGAAGAUAUACAAUGGAGAGGCUAGCUGAACUUUACAAAUUUUACUACUUGAAGUCUUCUGAUGAUUCAAGCAACUCCAAUGAAUAUGACUGGAUCCCUGGGAAAAUUUUGAGAUGUUUCUUUGGCAUAGAUUUCAGAUCAGAGACAAUUGAGGUUAUUCUGUGUGGGUCUCUAUUUCCCGCUGAGUUCUCUAUUAAAGACAAGGUGAGACAUUGGGUUAGAGUCUUCUCAGGGUUCAACAAGUUUGAGGUAAAGGGACUUGAGAAGAUACUGGAGCAGAAGCAAAGGUUACAGCUAGAAAUGCAGAAGUAUCUGUCUCUUAGACAAACGUGCCAGGAUACUGAUACCCCCGAGUUUCAAAAGAAGGUUUUCAUUUGUUUUAGGACCAUGUCCCGCUGGUUUAGUGACCUUGAAGAGGCUGAGGAGAGUUUCCAAAUUCUUGAUCAGCUAAAGGAUGCUAAUAUUUGGAAGAUAUUGACUACUCUACUUGAUCCCAACACUAGUUUCCAGCAAGCGUGGCUGUGUCGGGAGGAUUUGCUUAGGAUCCUUGGUGAAAAGCACAGACUUCAUGAUUUUCUGAGUGCUCUCUCCGUGAAGUGCUCUUAUUUACUAUUCAACAAGGAGCAUGUGAAAGAAAUUCUUUUGGAGGUUUCCAGACAUAAUGCUGCAGGAAAUACUCAAUCUAUCCUUUCGUGCAUGAAUCUACUAGUGAUUCUUGCACGUUUCUCUCCUUCCUUACUGAGUGGUACAGAAGAAGAUCUGGUGCGCUUUCUUAAAGAUGACAAUGAAGGGAUUAAAGAAGGUGUUUUGCAUAUUCUGGCUAGGGCUGGUGGAGUAAUUCGAGAACAAUUAGCCACAGUUUCUAGCUCAGUGGAUCUUAUAUUGGAGAGGUUAUGUCUGGAGGGUAGUCGGAAGCAGGCCAAGUAUGCAGUACAUGCUUUAGCAGCGAUAACGAAGGACGACGGUCUCAAAUCACUCUCUGUUCUAUACAAGAGGCUUGUGGAUAUGUUGAACGAGAGAACUCAUUUGCCUGCUGUCCUGCAAUCUUUGGGAUGCAUAGCACAGACUGCAAUGCCGGUUUUUGAAACCAGAGAGGGUGAAAUUGUAGAGUUUAUAACAAGCAAAAUCUUAAAGUGCAGUGAUAAAGCAGAAGAUAACACUAGAGCUUACUGGGAUGACCGAAGUGAACUUUGUUCUUUGAAGAUCUUUGGUUUAAAAGCAUUGGUGAAGAGCUACUUGCCUGUAAAAGAUGCUCAUUUGCGUCCUGGGAUUGAGAGCCUUGUUGGAAUUCUUAAAAGCAUGCUUUCUUUUGGAGAGAUUUCAAAAGAAAUAGUAUCCAGUCCUGUUGAUAAGGCUCAUAUGAGGCUUGCUUCCGCAAAAGCAAUUCUGCGUCUGUCAAAGAAUUGGGAUCAUAAGAUAUCAAUUGAUGUCUUUCACUUGACCUUAAUAACAUCAGAGGAUACUUACCCGCAAGUAAAGAAACUAUUCCAUAGCAAAGUACAUCAAUAUAUAAAAGAUAGGCUUCUGGAUGCAAAGUAUGCUUGUGCCUUUGUAUUUAACACAGUCGGAACCCAACAACUAGAAUUUAAAGAGGAUAAACUCAACCUUGUUGAAAUUAUUCAGAUGUGUCACCAAUUGAGGGGACCUUUUUCUAGGCUUUGUGAUGGAAACCCGCUGAUGGUUUAUCCCGAAUACAUUCUUCCAUUCUUGGUCCAUACCCUUGCACAUCAUUCCUCAUGUCCUGAAAUUGAUGACUGCAAGGACGUUAAAGCAUUUGAACCAGUAUACAGGCAACUGUAUUUAUUUCUUUCAUUGCUGCUGCAUGGAGAUGAAGAUGCAAAGCUGAAGUUUACUGCUGGCAAAGAUGAGGAGAGUGUUACUACAGUAAUCUCCAUCUUCCGAAGUAUCAAAUUUUCAAAAGAUGUCAUUGAUGUAAUGAAGACAAAGAACUCUCAUGCAAUCUGUGACCUUGGACUGUCAAUCACUAAACAAUUAGUGAAAAAGAAAGAUGAUAUGAUGGGGUCAAUAACAUUAGUUCCACUACCUCCGGCGCUUUAUAAAACACAAGAAAAAGAAGAUGUUGAAUCUUUGGUCAGUGAGGGGAAAACGUGGUUGGCUAAUGAUGAUGUUGUGGCUCAUUUUGAGUCUCUUAAGUUGGACAGUAAUGGAUUGGUUCAUUCUGGGAUUCUUGAGGAUGAGAAGGUUCUGAAAGCUAGUGAUAGAGAUGAGAAUGAAGUACCUCUUGGGAAGAUGAUGAAACUUUUGAAAUCUCAACAAACCAAGGCAAAAAAAGUGGUGAAGAAUAAAGAUUUGCCAGCUAAAACACAAAACCCAGAAAUUGAUAUUGAUAUCUUGGGAAUGGUGAGGGAAAUAAAUGUUGAAAAUCUUGAAAAAUCCAAGAAUUUGGAAUCAGAAAAUGGUCAUGGAUGCUUUCUAGGUGAAGGAACAGAAGAUGAUCAAAGCAUGGACGAGAAAAUUCCAGUAUCUCGUAAAAGAAAGAGAAGAAAACCUAAUGGCACAACAUCAAUUGCCGUGCCAAAACGUAGGAGGUCUUCAUCUCAGGGUGUUCAGAAAUCAUCUCAGUCAAGGAGUUCUUCAAAGGUUUUGGAAAAAGCUUCUACAGACAAUUCUCAUUGGACUGAAAUAUCCUCUUUGGAGCCUAUUGAAAUGGAUGUGGAUAUGGACUCUGAUUCAGAAGAUAAAAUCACUUUGGAGAAGGAAAUGGUUAAACCAACCUUGCCUCCAAAGAAAAGCUCCUCGUCAAAACGUAAAGGCACUGGUCACCAUUUGAAUGACUCAGCACAAGUGUUUGGCCAAGCUGAUGAAUGCGAGCUGAAGAAGCCUGGUGUGCCGAUGAAGACCGAUAAGAAUAAUUUCACAGGUAAUGCGAAAUCCUCUGCUGGAAAUAUCAAGAAGCAAAAAAGAAGAAGCAUUGCAGGAUUGGCAAAGUGUUCUUUGAAGGAACGUGAUAAUCGCAGCACAGACCUACUUGGAUGCAGAAUUAAAGUUUGGUGGCCAUUGGAUAAGCAGUUUUAUGAAGGUGUGGUACAAUCUUAUGAUGCAGGAAAGAGAAAACAUGUGAUAAUGUAUGACGAUGGAGAUGUGGAAGUGCUCAAUUUAGAGACGGAGCGGUGGGAGCUCAUUCAUGAUGCUCACAAGCCUAGAGAGCGGUUAAACUUGCCAAAGAUAUCCUCCUCUAAAGGAAGCUUUAAAGGAGUGUCAGCUCAGAAGAAACAGGAUAAAAGGUUUCCAGGCGGACCAGGAUGGAAUAAUAUAUCCGUUAAGAAACAGAAGAGAACGCCUAAGAAGACUUCGGGGCAUAGACGAAGUCAUAUAUCAGAAAGUAAAGUUGAUGCUGACUCAGAAGUUGAGAGCAGAGAUGCUUCUCACUCAUCAAGUCCCGAGCAUGUCAUAACUGUAGAACCAAAUGAAAUGGAUGCCGGGAAACAGAUAGAUGUAACAGAGAAGAGCCUUGCAGAGGAAUCCAGUGAAGGGAAGCCAGAUUCUAGAGGGAAACUGGUGGAAGAUGUGGGGAUGUGCUCAACAGGUGCAGAGGAAUCUGGUGAAGAAGAGAAGCCAGAGUCCGAAGGGGAGGAGCCGGUUCAAGAUACAGCUAAGAACACGUCCAAUAUACAGGACAGUGACAAAGAAGAGGAAUCAGAUUCUGAAGAACGGGUAGGAGAAGCACAGAGUGGCCCAACUGAUGAUGAGGCAUCCAAUAGAGAAGAGCAAUCAGAUUCUGGAGGCAGCGCAUCCGACAAGGAUGAGAAAUCAGGUCCUACCGAGUCUGGAGACACUGGAGAUUCUGGAAAUUCUGACAGUGAACCCCUUAGCAUGUGGAAGCGCCGGGCAGGGAAAUUAGUUUAAAAGCCAGUGAACUGAUCUUCCAUUUUAAGAUACAGGCAGUGGCACUAUGAGAAGUGUGAGAUUGUUGCUGAAGCCUAAACAAGGGGAAUUCUACCUUAUGCAGGGGCACUAAUAAACAGUGCUGAGCAUGUCUCUCAUUGGGGGCUCGUGUACUAUGUAUAGUACGAACUACUCUUAGCCAUCCACUUUCAUGUAAAAUUGUUUCAGCGGUCCUGUGUAUUAACAACCGUAGUAGGUACUUAGGGUUAAUCUGUAAGUGUAUGAUAGGUGGAUUUUAUCCCCUUCAAUAAACAGGCCACCAUUGAUUGAGCUGAUCGGCAACAUGUACAGUAAAUGCUUGUAACUCUAUUAGCUUACACUUCACCCCCUUCAACUCUAUUUGCUAACUUAAUCAAUUAUUGUAUUAUCAUGU
Telopea speciosissima is the source of this 5536-nucleotide messenger RNA. RefSeq names its product sister chromatid cohesion protein PDS5 homolog B-like. Gene Ontology annotation, cellular component: chromatin; nucleus. Gene Ontology annotation, biological process: DNA repair; mitotic sister chromatid cohesion. The transcript has 33 exons. Lineage: Eukaryota; Viridiplantae; Streptophyta; Magnoliopsida; Proteales; Proteaceae. The record is from RefSeq and is a predicted model, not a curated record. The coding region runs from base 61 to 5124 and encodes 1687 amino acids.